AUUUUCAUUAUAUUGAUAAAAAGAAUUUUAUUCCAAAAUGUAUCGCACAGCAAUUUUUCCAAAGUAUGCUACAUUUUAUCCACAUACGAAGGCUGCUCAUCUUUCAUAAUAAAUGAACAAAGAAAAUAUACGCAAAAGACAUACAAAAAAGUUACUCAUUGCUUAUUUGAUUUAGAUGGGACCGUUCUUGAUUCAGAAGUUAUUUAUCAUAAAAUAAUUAAACAAAUAUGUAAUAAAUACGGUAAAAAAUAUACGAAGGAACUAGAAAUAAAGAUGUAUGGCGAAACCGAUCGGGAGAUAUGUCUGACCGUGGUCAAACAACUAAAAUUACCGAUAUCUGCUGAUGAAUUUGAACUACAAUUACAUUAUUUGGCUCUAAAGCUAUUACCCGGUGCGCCGCUUCAGAAAGGUGCCGAACGUCUAUUAAAUCAUCUUCACGAUUGUAAAAUACCAAUGGCUCUAGCGACCAAUUCUACUGAGCAAGCUGUUAGAUUGCAUGCUACUAUUCGACCCAAACUAUUUGGCAUGUUUCACCAUAAGGUAAGCGUGACCGAUCCAGAAGUGGACAGGGGCAAACCAAAUCCAGAUAUAUACCUCGUCGCUGCUUCGAGGUUCCGUGAAAAGCCUAAACCAAUUCAAUGUCUUGUCUUCGAGGACUCCGCAAUUGGAGUCGAAGCUGCAAAAGAAGCUGGCAUGCAGGUUGUAAUGAUACCUGAUUCGCGUCUGGGCCGCGAACAAACCCGAAUAGCAACACUAGUUAUACGCUCACUAUUGGAUUUCAAGCCGGAAUUAUUUGGCUUGCCUCCUUUUGAUAAUAUUCCUAAAAGGAACAGUAGGAUCUAA
Molecule: messenger RNA, 843 nt
Organism: Galleria mellonella (greater wax moth)
Lineage: Eukaryota; Metazoa; Arthropoda; Insecta; Lepidoptera; Pyralidae
Product: probable pseudouridine-5'-phosphatase
Exons: 7
Molecular function (GO): phosphatase activity
Source: RefSeq, a predicted model, not a curated record